AUAAAAUAGUGUGGCCUUAGGUUCAGUGAUGGAAACUUGGCUCCACCUAAGCACCAAAUCUGAUUUUCAGAGCACCUACAAAUUGCCAGCCUAGGUUCUAAAAGAAGUAAUACUUCAUUUGCAGCAGGAAGAUGAACCUUUUUUCCCUGCUUGGGUGAUGCAAAUUUGUUAUUUGGAAUAUAUUCUUAUUUUACAGCUCCUGAAAUUUUCUGUUUUCUGGAAUUGCUGGGGAAUUUGGAACAUUUACAGUGCAUCGAUUUUAAUGCUAAGCAUAUAGAAUGGAACAUAUUUCAGAAUUGCACAAGAAAUCUUGUCAUUUAUUCAACAAUAUUGCUUCCACCUUGGGAAAAUGAGAGCUAACAUGUCAUUCUAACUGCAGAAAGCAUUUUGAAAAUGCAUUGAUGGUUCAUCCUUGAUCUGCAUUCUCAAGACUAAGGACUGCAUCUGAAUAAAUUGGAGUUUGACAGGCAAACCAAAUGGACACCAGCUUUUAAACAGAAAAGACAUUGAGGAGAAAUUUCAUGGUUCUUUGAUUUUUUUCCCCUAACAAUCGUUUGAAAAUUGUGGCAAAUAUACAAGUUUGGUCUAAAGAUUAAGGCACUGGACUAGAAGGAGGGAGACUGACCAUUUCAUCCUUACCAGGUGACAUAAGUUGAAAGAUGAGUUGCACUGAUGCUUCAAGGCAUCAUUCAAUUUCUGACAUCUCCGUGAAGCAUGUCAAACCCACUAAAAGGCAUGUUAUCUACAGGAAGAUAUCACAUGAUAAAGCUGUUACAAUCUACUUAGGAAAGCGAGAUUUCAUUGAUCAUGUGGAAUAUGUGGAACCUGUGGAUGGUGUUGUAUUGGUGGAUCCUGAUAUUGUGAAGGAGAAAAAAGUAUAUGUAACCCUCACAUGUGCCUUUCGAUAUGGGCAAGAAGAUAUUGACAUAAUGGGUCUGACUUUUAGAAAGGAUCUGUACUUUCACAGAGUACAGAUUUAUCCAUCACUGGACAAACCAGGACCCCUCACUACUUUGCAGGAAAGCCUGAUAAAUAAACUGGGGAAAAAUGCAUACCCCUUUGUGUUAACUUUUCCAAACUAUCUGCCUUGCUCGGUGUGUCUGCAGCCGGCUCCCCAUGAAGUUGAAAAGUGCUGCGGAGUGGACUUUGAAGUCAAAGCUUUCUCUACAGAAGAUCCAGAAGAAAAGAUUCUCAAGAAACAUUCUGUACGCCUGCUUAUACGCAAAGUCCAAUAUGCUCCAGAAGUAGCAGGGCCCCAGCCUCACACAGAGACCACUUGGCAGUUUUUCCUGUCCAAGAAGCCAUUGCACUUGCAAGCUUGUCUCAGCAAAGAGGUGUUUUAUCAUGGUGAACCAAUCCCUGUUACAGUGACAGUGAUCAAUGAAACAGAAAAAACAGUUAAGAAGAUCAGCGUGUCAGUGGAACAAGUUGCCAAUGUGGUAUUAUACUCCAGUGACUUCUACACCAAGACAGUGGCUCUUGAAGAGUCAGAGGAAAAGGUCCAACCAAAUAGCAAGCUUACAAAGACAAUGACUGUUCUUCCUUUGCUGGCAAACAAUCGAGUGAAGAAAGGCAUAGCAUUAGAUGGGAAACUAAAGGAUGAAGACACUAACCUGGCUUCUACUACUAUUAUGAAAGAUGGAAUAGACCGGACAGUUCUAGGGAUCCUGGUUGCUUACAAGAUCAAGGUGAAGCUUACUGUCUCAGGCCUGCUGGGAGAUUUUACUUCUAGUGAUGUGAGCAUGGAGUUGCCCUUCCGUCUGAUGCACCCCAUGCAAGAAGAGCCCAAUACAGCAGAAAAGGAAAGUGGCCAAGAUGAUCUGAUGUUUGAGGAGUUUGCUCGGCAGCAACUGAAAGAUGAAGCCUCUGCAGAAGACAUCAAAAUGGAGUGUCCAAAUACUGAAUGAAAGAGAAAAAAGGGACGAGAUUAGCAGAGGCAAUAACUUUUGUAUUUGUUCAGAAACAGAAUAGUUAAAUUGAGUUGAUGUGUGGCUCUUGUCUUUUUACUUAAACUUGUUGCCUCACUACAAAUGUAGAACUCCAGAAUAGUUAUUUAGCAGUGAGUCCAUCCAAUUAAGGGGAAUCUGCCUCUUCUCCAAACAGGUGUUCCACUGUCAAACUGCUCUAUUUUUCUAAUAUUCACUUUGAAAAAGCAAUUAUUUUCCCCUCUCGAUCAUUUUUUUCUCAAGGAUAAAUAUAUCCAGCUUUUCCCAUUUAUGUUCAUAGGACCCAAUCUCUAGUUACCUGAUCAUCUUUGUUCAUCUUCUCUGAGCAUGCUCCAGUAUCUCUGAACACAACAUUAUACCUGAGGUGGGUCUGAAAAAGUGGCACAAUUAAUUUUCUUGAUUUGGAAAUUAUAUUUUUGUAAAUCAGCCACUAAUUAUAUUUGCUUUUUUUGCAAUGAAAUUACAUAUGUUGGAUUGUAUACAAUUAGCAAUCUACUAUCAUCUUCACCAGUACCACUACCAAUUAAAAUAUCUCCCUGCCUAUAUCUUUCAAUUAUUAAAGAAUUUAUCCAAUAAAUAAAAGAUUAAAUUAAUUAAG
Messenger RNA from Crotalus tigris (Tiger rattlesnake), 2544 nucleotides. RefSeq names its product S-antigen visual arrestin (gene SAG). Gene Ontology annotation, cellular component: photoreceptor inner segment; photoreceptor outer segment. Gene Ontology annotation, molecular function: G protein-coupled receptor binding. The coding region runs from base 660 to 1907 and encodes 415 amino acids. The record is from RefSeq and is a predicted model, not a curated record. Gene Ontology annotation, biological process: G protein-coupled receptor internalization; signal transduction. Lineage: Eukaryota; Metazoa; Chordata; Lepidosauria; Squamata; Viperidae. The transcript is spliced from 18 exons.